Molecule: messenger RNA, 408 nt
Organism: Cyphellophora europaea CBS 101466
Lineage: Eukaryota; Fungi; Ascomycota; Eurotiomycetes; Chaetothyriales; Cyphellophoraceae
Product: 40S ribosomal protein S24
Exons: 2
Coding region: 1-408 (135 amino acids)
Biological process (GO): translation
Cellular component (GO): ribosome
Molecular function (GO): structural constituent of ribosome
Source: RefSeq, a predicted model, not a curated record
AUGGCCGACGGACAGGUCACCAUCCGAACUCGGAAGUUCAUCACCAACCGCUUGCUCUCCCGCAAGCAGAUGGUUGUUGAUGUCCUCCACCCCAACAGCGCCAACGUCAGCAAAGAUGACUUGCGUGGCAAGCUCGCCGAAGUGUACAAGUCGAACAAGGACCAGAUCAACGUCUUCGGCAUGCGCACCCAGUACGGUGGCGGCAAGUCGACGGGCUUCGCCCUCAUCUACGACUCGGUCGAGGCCAUGAAGAAGUUCGAGCCCCACUACAGACUCGUGCGCGUCGGCCACGCCUCCAAGAUCGAGAAGGCCUCCCGACAGCAGCGCAAGCAGCGCAAGAACCGCUCCAAGGCCUUCAGAGGCACCGCCAAGACGAAGGGUGGCAAGAAGAAGAAGGAGGGCAAAUAG